AUGACGCAGCCUUUGCGAGUUGCCGUUUGCGGCGGUGGUAUCGGCGGUCUCUUUCUCACUCUGGUGUUGAAGAAAUACGCCGGUUCGAAGAGCCUGCUUGUCGACGUGUAUGAAGCAGAGUCCUCUUAUGCCGAAAUUGGUGCCGGCAUCACAGUAUGGGGCAGGACUCGAAGUGUGAUGGAGACACUCGAGUUGGGCGAGGCGUUGGCGAAGUGGCCGGACGUGCCGUCCAUAACUUUUAGGAAGAGUGAUACGCAGGAGUCCUUUGAGUUCCAUAACCACUUUAUCCCAAAUGGAAAGGCUCUUCCGAGGACAGAAAUGCUGAAGCUCUUGGUGAACAACCUGCCCCCAGAGGACCCUUCUUUUCUGACCAAGCACUUCAAUAAACGCUUGACUUCGUACGAACAAGACGCGGACGGUGUGACACUUCACUUUGCAGACGGCUCUGUGGCGCAAGCAGAUAUCCUCGUUGGCGCUGACGGCGUAGGUUCUGCUACACGUAAGAAGAUGUACAGCGACCUUGCGGGCCGCGUGCGCUCUACGGACGCGAAGAGAGCUGAAGAGUUGACGAAUUUUAUCCCACCAAGCUGGACGGGGACAGGAGUAACAUCGUGGACUGGUAAAGACAAGCAUGUCAUAACAUACCCAAUAUCUGCGACUCUCAUCAACGUCCUCUUUUUCGAGACUAUUCCAGGUGGCUUGGGAACACCAUUGACAGGCCCUACUGUAUCAACCGCGUCGAGAGAAGAAGUGAUCAACCUGUACAAGGACUGGGAACCAGAACUUCGCAUCAUCACAGAGGUCGUUGGAGAAACAUCGAAGUGGGCGAUUAGCCAGAUCCAAGGUUUGCCGAGCUACGUCGACGGGCGCGUUGCCCUCCUGGGAGAUUCGGCACAUGCCAUGACCACUCAUUUCGGCGCAGGUGCAGGACAGGCAAUCGAGGACGCGUACAUCCUUGGCCGUUUGCUAGCGCAGCCUGCCACAAACCUGUCGAACGUCAAAGACGCGCUGCGCAUCUACGACGCCAUCCGCCGGCCGAUAGCGAGCGAGAUCGUUGAGCGGUCUCUGAAGAUGGGCUUCCUCUACGAAUUGUCCACAGACGGCUUGCCUCCGGGCACAGACGCGGCGAAGGUGCAUGCUGGCGACCGGGACGAGCUACAGAAGGUGAUAAAGGUGAUGACAGACCUCUGGACAUGGCACAGUGCUAGCAUGCCGGAAGAGGAUUGGCUGCGGGCACAAGAGAAACUCCGAACCGCGUAGAGGCGUUUCAGAGUGCCUGGGUUAGAAAUGUGUGUGUUGUGCGAAUUAUU
Molecule: messenger RNA, 1310 nt
Organism: Phanerochaete carnosa HHB-10118-sp
Lineage: Eukaryota; Fungi; Basidiomycota; Agaricomycetes; Polyporales; Phanerochaetaceae
Exons: 8
Coding region: 1-1260 (419 amino acids)
Biological process (GO): secondary metabolite biosynthetic process
Molecular function (GO): FAD binding
Source: RefSeq, a predicted model, not a curated record